Messenger RNA from Penaeus indicus, 741 nucleotides. RefSeq lists its product as uncharacterized. Lineage: Eukaryota; Metazoa; Arthropoda; Malacostraca; Decapoda; Penaeidae. The coding region runs from base 1 to 741 and encodes 246 amino acids. The record is from RefSeq and is a predicted model, not a curated record. The transcript has 2 exons.
AUGGUUGUGCCUCUUUUCGGUCGGAUAUCGGUUCUUACAGACAGGUUCUCCAAGCAAUCAAGAGAUACGUUCGCAACAUCACCCCGAACAGUUAUAUGUGACUUUGAGCAAGCCCUAAUCAAUGCAGUUGAAACCGAGUUACCCAACGUGACUGUUCGAGGCUGCUACUUCCACUUCACCCAGAAUCUCUGGAAGAGAGUUCAAGCACUUGGACUUACUGGACACUAUCGCCUUAACCGUCACCUGAGGAGAUGCAUUCGGAAAGUGAUGUCUCUUGGUUACCUACCAAUGCCAAUUCUCCAAAUGAACUUCAACUUGCUGCGAAAUGCCAGGCGAACGAGAAAUCUCAUCAACCGGUACCCUGCCCUGAUGGACUUCUUCGCCUACGUGUCGAAUACCUACGUAAAUGGCACAUUCACACCCAUCCUGUGGAACGUGUACGAGAGGGACAUGGAUAUGAGGACGAACAACAAUGUUGAAAGUUACCACAGAGUGCUGAAUGACACAGUUGUUGUGAAGCAUCCGUCCCUGUGGACCUUCAUCAGGCAUCUCAAAGACAUACAGGCCAACGUUGAAAAUUCCGUUCAUUCCGCCGACCUCGGAGAUGCGCCUCCUGCACGAAAACGGAAGUGGAGACAGCUCGAGGCAAGACUUCAGCGCCUGAAAGCACAGUGCGUGGCUGGAGACAGAAACCUGGAAGCUUACUGGCGUGCAGUUUCACACUGCAUUGGAUACGAUUAA